AUGGCCGGGCGGGUAAAAAGACGUUCGUCCUCCAUGCCGGCACGGAGGAGAAGAAGAGGACGGCGGGGAACGAAAGACACGCCGUUCAGCAGCCUUCCAGAUGACACUAUAGCCGACAUCCUCCUCCGCUUGCCGGCCGAGUCCGUCCUCUGCGCCGGCGCCGUCUGCAAGGCGUGGCGCUCCUUCACCACCGACCCGUCAUUCCUCGCCGCCCACGCCCGCCUCCAGCAGGCACAAGUUGUCAUGUACUCGUACCUGGACGAGGGGCCGUACGAGCUGGCGCUGGACGUGGUCCCUUUCUCCGGUGACGACGACGAGGCUGCCCGGAGGCGCCUCAUCCGUUACCCCAGGACGACGCGCACGCGCUUCCUUCUCCUUGCCUCGUGCAACGGCGUCCUCCUGUUCCGCAAGUCCCAUGGUUCCUUCCUGAGCUUCCUCCUCUGCAACCCCGUGACAAGGCAGUGGGCUGAGCUCCCUCGCGUCGGCCGCUUUGGGGAGGCGGAGUACCAGUACGCCUUCUACUCCCACCAGCCGUCCGGUGAGUACCGCCUCUUGCUCCGCCGCGGCCUUUCGUGGCUCAUCCUCUCCACCGGCGCCGCCGAGCCACGGCGCGUGGACAUGCCCCCCGGGACAUCGAUCACCAACUCGCUGGUGACGGCACCGCCCGUCGCUCUCGGCGGCCGGCUGCACUGGCCGCCGCGCGUCGUCGCUGGCGCGGGCAUGACGACGACGACGUCGGAGAUGAUGGUGUUCGACACGGUGUCGGAGACGUUCCACCGGAUGGCCGGGCCGCCGACGGCCACCGCCGACAUGGUGAAGCUGUUCGAGAUGGAGGGGCGCCUGGCCGCGGCCGACUUCGGGGAGGAGGAGCACGUGGACCUCUGGUUCCUCGACGACUACGACGUCGGGAGGUGGGAGCGCCGGCACCGGGUGGCCACGGCGUGGGAACCCGACGGCGUCUCCAGGGGGCCGCCCCAGGAAGCUGGAGACCUGGUGUGCGUGGCCGCCGCGGGCGACGGCGAAGGCAACGUCAUGCUCGGCAGCCACCUCUGGCUGGCGGUGUACAACCUGAGGACGAAGACGGCGAGGACCGUCGACUCCGUGGUCGAGGCGGAGAACGACGUGCUGGUGUCACGGCAUGUGUUCAGCGCGAGCCUGGUGCGCCACCCGAGCUUCGCCGCCCGGUCCACCGCCGACUUGGGGCUCACCUUCUCCUGGAGCUAG
Setaria italica (foxtail millet) is the source of this 1224-nucleotide messenger RNA. Its product is annotated as F-box protein At3g07870. The record is from RefSeq and is a predicted model, not a curated record. Lineage: Eukaryota; Viridiplantae; Streptophyta; Magnoliopsida; Poales; Poaceae. Gene Ontology annotation, molecular function: protein binding. The coding region runs from base 1 to 1224 and encodes 407 amino acids. The transcript has a single exon.